Ornithorhynchus anatinus (platypus) is the source of this 1481-nucleotide messenger RNA. RefSeq names its product tsukushi, small leucine rich proteoglycan (gene TSKU). Gene Ontology annotation, molecular function: protein binding. The transcript is spliced from 2 exons. Lineage: Eukaryota; Metazoa; Chordata; Mammalia; Monotremata; Ornithorhynchidae. The record is from RefSeq and is a predicted model, not a curated record. The coding region runs from base 260 to 1378 and encodes 372 amino acids. Gene Ontology annotation, cellular component: extracellular matrix.
AGGAGGGAAAGAAGGGAAGGAGGAGGAGGCUGAGCCUUCCUCUCCACCCCUUAGACUCUCGCCUGCAGCCGCCGUGGUCAGCAUCGGGCCUGGGCCGGAGGAGGGGCUUUGGGCAGGGGGGCACCGGGACCGGGACCAUGCCCGGGCCCGUGCCCAGGGCCCGGCGGGCGCGCCUGGCAUCGGACUGAGCCGGAGCACGAGGAGGAGCUGAUUAGAAGGACCGGCUCUUGCGGUCCAGGGGCGAGGACCAAGGUCCACGAUGCCGUGGCCCAUCUGGCUCGCCCUGCUGCCUCUGCUGCUCUUGCUGCUGUCGCCGCCCGGGGCGGGGGCCGGGACCGGGGCGGGAGCCGGGGCCGGGCGGUCCUGCUUCCCCAGGUGCCGGUGCCAAGUGGAGACUUUCGGCCUCUUCGACAGCUUCAGCCUGACCCAGGUGGACUGCAGUGGCGUGGGCGCCCACAUCGUCCCCGUGCCCAUCCCACUGGACACCACCUACCUGGACCUGUCCUCCAACCAGCUGCGGGUCAUCAACCAGUCGGUGCUGGCCGGGCCCGGUUACACCACGCUGGUCAGCCUGGACCUGAGCCACAAUCGACUCACCCACCUGGCCCCGGCCACCUUUGCCCGCCUGCGCUACCUGGAGGCCCUGGACCUGAGCCAUAAUGCCCUGGAGGCCCUCCCGGACGAGGCCUUCGCCCGCUCGCCCCUGGGAGACCUGGACCUGAGCCACAACGCCCUGACCGAGGUGUCCGUGGGUGCCUUCUCCUCUCCCCGGGGCCAGGGUCGGCCGCUGCACGUCGACCUGUCCCAUAACCGCAUCUCUCACGUCUCCUGGCCUGCAGACCGGCCCGUCCCCAACCUCCGGGGCCUGAACCUCUCCGGAAACCUCCUGCAGGUUGUCCCGGACCUGCGGGGCCUCCCGCUGCGCUUCCUGAGCCUGGAUGGGAACCCGGUGGCCUCGGUCCCGGGUGGCGCCUUUGCAGGGCUGACGGACCUGGUCCACCUGUCUCUCGGCCGCCUGCGGGCCUCCCCGGGGCUGACUGCCCACGGCUUCGGGCCCCUGCCCAGCCUACAGGUCCUCGACCUAUCCGGCAACCCUGGGCUCCGGGCACUCAGCGCCGAGGCCUUCCGAGGCCUGGACUCCCUGCAGGAGCUGGACCUGUCCGGGACGGGUGUGGCCACGCUGCCCGACGCCUUGUUGGACCGCCUACCGGCCAUCCGGAGCAUCAUGCUGGCCGCGGGGGUCCGCUGCCUCAAGGUGGUCCGCGAGAGCCAGUACCACCGGCAGCAGGAGGCAGCGGGGCUGAUCAGGAAGGAGGUCUUGUCCUGCCAGGAGAGGGCUGGGGACGCUGCCAAAGCCCCCGUGCCCUAUGCCUUGUGACCGUCCCUAGGGUGGUGAGGACACCAGACACCUGCCCCACUGACCAGUUGCCCCCAAAUAAUGUUUCUCCCUGGCCAACCUGGAGGGGGGGACACUGGGGGUC